Messenger RNA from Racocetra persica, 807 nucleotides. NCBI's taxonomy places the organism in Eukaryota, Fungi, Glomeromycota, Glomeromycetes, Diversisporales, Gigasporaceae. The record is from the annotation of a GenBank genome assembly.
AUGGUGCAUGAUGGAUAUUUCUUUGCUGUAAUGAUGAAAGAACAAAAAUUUCCAAGUUCUUUAAAACAAGAUGUCUCCUUUUCUAAUCAAUUGAAUCUUCAUGAACAAUUAAGGAUCAUUAAAGACAAAAAUGAUUUUACAAACGAAUUUUUUACGGCUGUGAAAAUUUAUACUAAUAAUCAAUCCAAAAAGAUAAUAAACUCUGACCAUAACGCUUGUCAAAUUACUAUCGAAGUUGAUAGUGAUUCUUCAUUGACUGACACCUCAGAUUCUGACUCGGAACCCACAACUGAUGAUGAACUUAUUUUACAACAAUCUAUUCAAACAGAAUCCAAAAAUAUUCAAGAGCAAGCAACGAAUAAUUGUCUACAACCUGCAGCUAUCAAUUCUUCACAAUCAAAAUUUUCUAAUGAUCAACAAAGUCAAUUGCAAAAUAUUUACGUCUGUCCACAAAAUAAUGCAUUGAAAAUAGAAAACUACGUGGUGAAAUCUGAAUUAAGCAAUUUAAAAGCAAAAUACACAGUCUUGGAAAAGGAAAGCAUCCAUUUAAAAGAAAAGUAUGAAUCACAAGAAAUAGGAUUCAGAAAAACAAUCAAAGACCUCGAAAUCACAAUCAAAGACCUUGAAGCAGAACUCAGAAAUAACGAAAUAAAGUUUAAAGCAGAACGUAAAGACCUUGUAACAGAAUUAAAUUUGUUAAAAAACAAGAACAAAGAAGCUGAAACUAGACAAAAACAAUUGGAAAAUAAGAUCGACGAGAUAAUUGAAGAUCGUGACCAGCUAAUACAUACAAUAAAUGAUUUAUGA